Molecule: messenger RNA, 1662 nt
Organism: Notechis scutatus (mainland tiger snake)
Lineage: Eukaryota; Metazoa; Chordata; Lepidosauria; Squamata; Elapidae
Source: RefSeq, a predicted model, not a curated record
AUGAAUGCACAUUGGUCCAGGGGUUUUCUAGUCUUUCUAGACGCCGAUACUGCUGGAGAGGCGGCCAAGAAAAUAGCGUUCCAGCAGCCCCCUUCUUCCUCCCACCCGCCCAUUCCUCUGCAAACUUCUGGAGCACGUUUUCACGGAGGGUGUGCAGGGGCCUCCGGGCACCGUCUGGCACUGCAGCAAACCUGUUCGGAUUUCAAUGGGGAAGCAUCCUUAAAAGCCCACCAGCCGCCGCCGCCCCCACACCCAGCGUGGGUUGCAGCCUUUAGGUUUUGCAAAACAGCUGCUUCCAAGAGGAAGAAAAUACCCUACAUGAUGCAGUGGCUUCUCAUUUUCUUGAUAUGCUUUUCUGCAAGAUCAGCACUGGCUGACCCCAAUGAAGAUGAAGCAAAAAAUAACAUUACCAUCUUCACAAGAAUUCUAGACAGACUUCUGGAUGGUUAUGAUAAUCGUCUAAGACCUGGACUGGGAGAUAGUACGACUGAAGUUUUUACAGACAUCUAUGUGACCAGUUUUGGACCAGUUUCAGAUACUGACAUGGAGUACACAAUAGAUGUUUUCUUCCGCCAAAAAUGGAAAGAUGAAAGACUAAAAUUCAAGGGUCCCAUGAACAUUCUCCGACUGAAUAAUUUAAUGGCCAGCAAAAUCUGGACUCCAGAUACAUUCUUUCAUAAUGGAAAGAAGUCAGUAGCUCAUAAUAUGACUAUGCCAAACAAGCUACUACGAAUCCAGGAUGAUGGUACUCUUUUAUAUACUAUGAGGCUUACAGUCCAGGCUGAGUGUCCAAUGCACUUAGAAGAUUUUCCUAUGGAUGCUCAUUCGUGCCCAUUGAAAUUUGGCAGCUAUGCAUAUACGAUAGCAGAAGUAACCUACAAGUGGACGUUCAAUGCAUCAAAGUCAGUAGAAGUAGCUCCAGAUGGUUCAAGGUUGAAUCAGUAUGAUCUCUUAGGCCAAACAAUUGGACAGGAAAUUGCCAAAUCCAGUACAGGUGAAUACACAGUGAUGACAGCUCAUUUUCAUUUGAAGAGGAAAAUUGGUUAUUUUGUGAUUCAGACCUAUCUUCCUUGCAUCAUGACAGUCAUUCUGUCUCAGGUGUCAUUCUGGUUGAACAGAGAAUCUGUUCCUGCAAGGACAGUUUUUGGAGUAACAACAGUGCUAACAAUGACAACGCUAAGCAUCAGUGCUCGUAAUUCCCUGCCUAAAGUAGCUUAUGCCACAGCUAUGGAUUGGUUUAUUGCUGUUUGUUAUGCAUUUGUGUUCUCUGCCUUGAUAGAAUUUGCCACUGUAAAUUAUUUUACAAAAAGAGGAUGGGCGUGGGAUGGAAAAAGCAUAGUCAAUGAUAAGAAAAAGGAAAAGGCCUCAGUCAUUAAGAAAAACAAUGCCUAUGCAGUGGCCGUUGCCAAUUAUGGACCAAACAUCACAAAGGAUUCUGUUCUCCCCACCAUCUCCAAGAGUGCUACCACUACUUCAGAACCCCACAAAGCCAAACCUGAAACCAAACCACAAGAAGCAAAGAAAACCUUUAACAGUGUUAGCAAAAUUGAUAGAAUGUCCAGGAUAGUAUUUCCAGUUUUAUUUGGCACAUUCAAUUUGGUGUAUUGGGCCACCUAUCUAAACAGGGAACCUGUCUUGCAUGGGUUUGCACCCUCACACUAA